AUGCUGGUGACCUACUUAGAAGCCAGCCGGGACCUUUGCGAGACGGAUUCAAUUCUUUUUGGCGCCGCACUGGACACCCGGCUGGACGCACUACUGACAAAGUAUCUAUCCCCUGGAGAACAAAAGAAAACCCAAGCACCCCUCUCUCCUGCCCAAAUCCUACUCCUCAAAAGUAGCCCAAUUGAGACCACGCAAAGGCAAGGCCCUACACUACAAGCUUCAGGUCGGCCGGAUAUCACGCAAAAACUAACGGAGCGCAUAGAUGACCUGAAGCAAAAAAUCGCUGCUUGGGGGAAGCGGAUUCGACGAUUUAGCGAGAGGUCAAGGCGGUUCAACCAGAAUCGUCUCUUCCAGAGUGAUCAGAAGAGGCUCUAUAAAUCAUUGGAGCGACCAGAGGUAUGUGGAGCGGGCCCAGGACCGGAUCAGGCCGACACUGUCGCAUUUUGGCGUGGCCUGUGGUCAGAGCCCGUAAACUACAGCGAGGGCCCUUGGAUGGAAGUUGUGAAGAGUCAUCAUAACGCCGGAUGA
Molecule: messenger RNA, 528 nt
Organism: Parnassius apollo (apollo)
Lineage: Eukaryota; Metazoa; Arthropoda; Insecta; Lepidoptera; Papilionidae
Source: the annotation of a GenBank genome assembly